AUGAGUUCAAUCAAACAGAAAACAUCCGUGUUCGAGCGAUCAGAGUUCAUCCCACCCGACGCCAUCUUCGAUGUCACCAGGCGGUACAUCGCAGACACCGAUCCCGACAAGGUCAAUCUGGGUCAGGGCACUUAUCGCGACGAAAACGGGCAGCCGUGGAUUCUACCGUCAGUAAGACUGGCUGAGGAGUCACUCGGAGCGCCUGGGCACGAGUAUCUCCCUAUUGCGGGAUUGAAGUCCUUCCGCGAUGAAGCUGUCAAGCUGGUCUUCAGCACCACCAAGGCAUUUGCAGAGAACAGAAUCGCAUCGUGCCAAUCGCUCUCGGGAACCGGCGCCCUCCUCCUCGCCGGACUUGCCCUGAAGAAGGCCGCCACGGGGGUUACAACCAUCUAUAUCACCGACCCAACAUGGUCCAACCACGAACUACUCUUCAGCUCACUAGGCUUCGAAGUGAAGCAGCUCCCCUAUUACAAAGACCGCGCAUUCGACUUUGACGGUUACAUUGCUACCCUCAAAUCCGCUGACCCUUCCUCCGCCGUCAUCCUGCAUGCCUGCGCACACAACCCGACGGGCUGUGACCCCUCGCAGGAGCAGUGGAAGCAGAUCGCCUCCGUCAUAAUUGACAAGGGAAUCUUCCCCGUCUUCGACUCUGCAUACCUUGGUUUCAACUCCGGCUCCGUCGACGACGACGCGUGGGCGAUCCGAUACUUUGUCGACGAGCUGGGUCUCGAGGCGGCGGUCUGCCUAUCGUUCGCCAAGAACAUGGGCUUGUAUGGUGAGCGUGUCGGUGCUGUCACGUUUGUGGCGAACUCUGCGGAUAAGGCGAAGACCGUGGGUUCGAUCUUGGAGAAUGUGCAGAGGGCGACGGUGUCCAACCCACCUGCCUACGGCGCACGUAUUGCUGCAGCUGUGUUGGAGGCUCCUUCAAUCAGGGAGCAGUGGAACAAGGACCUCAUUACCAUGUCCGGACGUAUUCGGGCCAUGAGGAAGAAGGUCUACGACGAACUGGUCAGGUUGCAGACGCCGGGCGAUUGGUCACACAUCGUUAAGCAGAGCGGCAUGUUUGGAUACACGGGCAUCAGCAAAUCUCAAGUCCAGCAUCUCGAAGAGAAAUACCAUGUUUACAUGGCCGAUACAUCACGAAUUUCAAUUGCAGGGCUCAACGAGAAGAACGUCGAGUACUUCGCAAAGGCGCUCGACGACACCGUCCGGAGUGUGGAAUGA
This is a messenger RNA of Colletotrichum spaethianum, 1224 nucleotides long. RefSeq names its product aspartate aminotransferase, cytoplasmic. Gene Ontology annotation, cellular component: cytosol. The transcript is spliced from 3 exons. The record is from RefSeq and is a predicted model, not a curated record. Bases 1 to 1224 code for a protein of 407 amino acids. Gene Ontology annotation, biological process: L-aspartate biosynthetic process. Lineage: Eukaryota; Fungi; Ascomycota; Sordariomycetes; Glomerellales; Glomerellaceae. Gene Ontology annotation, molecular function: pyridoxal phosphate binding; L-aspartate:2-oxoglutarate transaminase activity.